CUUCGAAUCACGAGAUCCCUCCCCUGUGGUUUGGCCAAAAUCGUCGUUUCCAGUGUUUACAGUCGAUGCAUCAGCGUCGUUGCUUCUGCAUAGUGAUAUGUCAGCAUCAUCUGUGACGAAGUCUUUAGACAGCUUGUAAGAGGUGAAAAAAACUCGCGUCGUCUCAUAGAACAGAUUCGCUGCAGUGCAGUUUACGCUCUAGAUUCACGUAUCCACUAUUUGUAGCCGAUGACUCUGGAUUCUCCUUUCAUGACCCCUGGGAUGGCUUUUCAUCCUCCAAUGUAUCAUUACAACCUGCCACCCACCGACUACCCGUCGGCCCCUUUGAUGGACUAUCGGACAAAUUCUUUUUUGACGCCACCUUCUUACCCCUUUUAUGGCUCCUUGCUGUACCAGCACUGUCUGCCGAAGGAGUAUGCUACAGGAGGGUACUGUCUACCCACGGAAGUAGAGGAAGACGACGGGGUGACAGAUGACCCGGAGGUCAGCUUGGAGUCGAAGGACCUAUGGACGAGGUUCCAUGCUCUGGGAACAGAGAUGGUCAUCACUAAGUCGGGGAGGCGCAUGUUUCCUGCCUUCAAAGUUCGCGUCAGUGGCUUAGACAAAAAGGCUAAAUACAUCCUUCUUAUGGAUAUUGUGGCUACAGACGAUUGUCGUUAUAAAUUUCACAAUAACAGAUGGGUGGUGGCUGGCAAGGCAGACCCAGAAAUGCCCAAGAGGAUGUAUAUACAUCCUGAUUCCCCUUCCACUGGUGAACAGUGGAUGCAGAAAGUAGUCUCCUUUCACAAGCUCAAGAUCACAAAUAACAUAUCCAACAAACACAGCCAUACUAUUUUAAAUUCCAUGCACAAAUACCAACCGAGAUUUCAUGUUGUCCGAGCAGAUGACAUCUCGAAGCUACCUUAUAAAAAGUUCCGGACUUUCACUUUUGAAGAAACUCAUUUCAUUGCAGUUACAGCUUAUCAAAAUCAAAAGAUUACAAAAUUAAAGAUUGACAACAAUCCAUUUGCAAAAGGUUUCAGAGAAUCCGGAGGAUCCAAACGGCUAAAAAGGAAAUCAGUAGACGAAUUUUUCUUCGAGUCAGACGAGGACAAACCUGCCGAAGACAAGACCACUUCACAGAGCGAGAAAGACAGUUCGGAAACCCCCACGGACCGACUGGAAGCACCACCUGCUGCGUUGGAAAAGGUCAGCAAACACUCCGAAGAAACAAAAGAAAGAGAUUCGGUGCACUCCCCUCUCGUUUACGAAGCAGAAAGACUCGCGGCUCUCAGGUGCAACAGUAGCUUUUUAGAGCGAUGUCUCGGCGAUCAACAAGUGCGCGACAGUCAAGAACUGAAACGUUCGAACUUUGAUCCUUUUCAAAAUGCUUAUGCGGCGGCAUGCUAUAGAGGACAAUAUGACUAUCUGAGAAUGCUCGAACAAGAAUCCCUAAAAUCUUCUGUGGAAAUACCGUAUUCCAUGCCGCCAACAAUACACAGUCCAGAACUAAGCAGCUCUCCCAUGUUUAUUAGCAGCGCAAGAAUGCCAAUUAAGCCUAGUCCUGUGAUUGGAAUGCCGCCAACUACAUAUCCUUUUCUGAAUUCUCCACCAGAUACAUCUGCCUUAAUACACACGGAAGAAUACAGACGUGCUCUGCUAACUUCAACAUUAGCGCAGCAUAGGUAUUUCCCCUAUUUUUGUCGAUGAUUUUAGCAAAUGUAUUUGUUAGAAAGAAAUACAUCGUCCAAUUCUGUACCGCUGAUACCGGAAAAAUGCAGGAUCUUUCAGAGGAAUAUGGUCAUACUGUUCAACCAAAUUGCUUCAUGUCCUUUUACACUAGAUACAUCUGCUUUAAUACACACAGAGGAACAUAAAUUUGUCUGUUGUCCUCAACAUAAAUGCAGCAUCUGUUGGUGAUCUUAGCGAGUGGAUUUGUUAAAGAGGAAUUCGAAAUCCAAUUCUGUACCACUGAUACAGGGAAAAUGCAGGAUCUCCUAGAGAAGUAUGGCCAUUUAAUAUAGGAUUACUUCUCCAGCAUUAGUUGCCCCCUCCCUCCUGUAAAAUAUGUGAAUAAAAUUCAAAUAUAUUGAUUCUAAUAUUUUUAUAUCGAUUUCUUAAAUUAAAGUUAUUACUAAUUUAAUAACUUCAAUUUAAUAAAAUAAUUGGAAUCUGAAGUUUAUUUCAUAUCGGCAAUGAAUUAGAAGGCUCAAUACUGACAAACAAAUUGCUAUUUAUGAAAAAAAAAAAAAAAAAAAAGCUUUUUAGCAUUAAAAGUAUGACAUAUGCUUAUUUCUCCAUUUAUUAAAAUCGCUGAUGAUUUCAUAUGUACUUGUAAACACUAUUUUAAAGCGAUUCUCCCCGUCCUCAUUCAAUUAGUGAGGUUGUAUACAAUAAUUAAGGCAUUAUACGUAAAUAUGUUAAGUAAAUGGUGCGUGAGAAAAAGAAUUUUGUAUCCCUUUCGCGUCAUAACGGAUUUACAUAAUAUCAUAAUCUCAUGACAAACGGGAUUGUGCAUGUUAACAUGUACUAAGAAUAAGAUGUGAAGUAACAUUUUUUCCUGCCGCACAAUGAAAUCCAAAAUUGUCAUAUGAGCAUUGCACUUUAUUACAUGAAUAUGAAUCGAUUAGAAUGAGAAAUAGGGCUGUUAAAAAUCGAUUCUAUUUCUUACAACUAUUUAAAAACAACUAAUUAAUGAAAUGAUGGCAUUUUUUAUUUUGGAAAUUAUGAACUCAAAAACCACGAGAUUCUGAUUUAUAUACAUUAGAAUAAAACUGUCGAACGUCUUAAAAAAUAAAUUAUAUUUAAAAAGUAAAAACAAUUCUGAUUAAGAAAUUUAAAUCCGUCUUGCAUUCUAAUUUUUAAUUAUUAAUUAAAUACACAUUUGAAACAAUUUUCGGAAUUUCAUAUAAAAAUUAUUUUUUAGAAAAACGUUUUAUGUAUUUGAUAGAAUUUUAAUUUUAAAAUACAAGAAAUUCUAAUGUAUUUUUUUUCGAAAGCUUGUCGUAAUGUUAAUUGGUUAUGUAAAUUUAUUUUUUUAUGUAUAAUAGAAAUCCUUAUAGUAAAUUUUAAAAUAUUUUCUAAAUAAAGCAAUAAACCAGGAACAUUUCAAAGACAUCGAAACUCGGAAACAUCAUUUAAAGAGAAAGGCAUUCUUCUUAAUUUAUUAAUUAAACAUUUUAUUUACCAAAAAUAUUUUAAUCUUAUUUUAUUUGUAUAUAAAUAUACAUUCAGGAAAUAAAAUAUUAAAGCGAAAAUUUCAUAUUUUGAUAAUCUUUUAAAUAAAUUUAAAAAUUUCCUAUGCCUCAUACUUUAAGUCUGACCAAUCAUUGUUUUCACAUGUCAGUUGGAUAAUGUUUAUUAUAAAUCAUACAACAGCAAACAUUUUCACAAUGAUUUUAAGAAAUUAUAACAACCGUACAACUAUUUCUCGGAUUUCGAAGCACUAAAAAGAAUCCUUAAACUCGCUUAUGUAUAAUAAAGCAUCUCAUUACUUUUCGAAGAGCAAAGGGUUAAAAACCAUAGUGAAAUUUUUCUUUUUUUAAGGAAGUAGAUAUUUACAAGACAUCAAUAUUUCAAUUUAACACGUUUGCACACAGUUAACGUAUUUGUUCGAUUCAUCCCUUUGAAUAAUAGAUUAUCUUGUUUCAUUGCACAAGACAAUUUAAUUGUUGACCAUACCAUGUCAAUGCAUGAUGUGCCAUCAGUGGAAUCGUAUUUUGAGACCUUAUCACUAGACCAUUUCAGUUAUGACCAAUAUACGACCGAUUCUCAUGCUACAUUCUCCACCUUGAGUUCAAAACAAAUUCAGGGCAAAUUCUUGCUCUUAAAAGUUGGAACUAAAAAUUAUUUUGCUAAAACUUUUUCGCACAUAAAUGAUUUGUGAAAGCAAUUUCUCCAACUUAUGAAAUUGUAACUCACAUUAAGCAUUUCAAGUAGAAAAUGUUUUCAAAAGGAACAUAAAAAAUGGAAUUUCUAUAAUGCCAUGAUUGUUUUUCAUAUAUCUAAGUAUAUAUUAUGUUUAAUUAUAUUUGAUUUCUUAUGUAUUUGCAUAUACAACUUGAAGUUAUGCCUCCAAAGAG
This is a messenger RNA of Argiope bruennichi, 4061 nucleotides long. RefSeq names its product T-box transcription factor TBX3-like. The transcript is spliced from 6 exons. Gene Ontology annotation, molecular function: DNA-binding transcription factor activity, RNA polymerase II-specific; RNA polymerase II cis-regulatory region sequence-specific DNA binding. Gene Ontology annotation, cellular component: nucleus. Gene Ontology annotation, biological process: positive regulation of DNA-templated transcription; cell fate specification; regulation of transcription by RNA polymerase II. The coding region runs from base 229 to 1689 and encodes 486 amino acids. Lineage: Eukaryota; Metazoa; Arthropoda; Arachnida; Araneae; Araneidae. The record is from RefSeq and is a predicted model, not a curated record.